CGACAUUUGUCAAGGCGAUACAAGCCAUGGGCGAUUAUAAGAUCAGAACAGCGCCAAGGGCACUGUGAACGCGAAGUCUUGGUGUUGUUCGACGCUCUUGAAUGUGCAGUGUUCCGCCAGGCACAGCGCUGUGCGUCGCAAAUCCGAAAAACGAAGUCCGACGGACAACCUCAGCUUUCGUGGCCAGUGCAACAACGAGCAGCCAUAAAAGAGUAUACGAUACGAGCCAAAAAAUGUAGAAUAGACUCAAACCCACGUUCCAGAUCUUCAUUACCCAAAUCGCAAAAAUGGUCCGAUCUCUCCCUUUCAUCCUUGGCUUUACCGCCGCAGCAUCCGCGCACUCCUGGCUAGGUUGCACCGACCAAGAUAACAAGCUCAUCCUCGAAUGGAUGAAAGGUAACGCAACCGAAUACCAAAAUCCCGGCGACCUUUUCGUCGACACCUUCGCUCCCGGCCUCGCAGUCUUCUGCAAAGGCUGGCCGCGCGCAAAACACAACCCCGGAAACUGGAUCGACGAAUCUAGCAACUACCUCUGGGACAUCGCUGCCCAAACGUUCAAAGGCGAUACCCAUGCUUGCCACCCGAGCCAACGCACGCCGACGUAUUUCACGGAGGAGAAUGCAAACAUGGCGACCACGACGCCGGGAGGGAGUAUUAAGCUGAUGUUCGGCGGCAAUGGGCACUCUCGCGGUGCGAACGUUGACGGCGGAGACCCGGGGACGGUAGCUGUGUACUGGAAGGGCAAGAAAGAAGCUGAGAUCGAAGACAUCAAGGAACUCACCGAAGAGAACAAAUUACAUGAGAUUGGCUUUGCGGAAGAGGCAUUUGUCUGGCCUGAGGAUAAGAAUGUUAAGAGCCCAACGGAGGGCAUGCUGGAUAAGGGCAAUUGGAUGACGGUCAAGAUGCCGAGCGAUAUGGGGAAGGGGAGGCAUAUGAUGGUCUGGGUUUGGGAGUAUGGCGGAAAGCCGAGGUGGAGUACUUGUUUUGAUGUCAUGAUCAAGUAAUGACUUGGAGAACCGGCAACAAGACGUGGGAGAUGUAUCUCUUGGUUCUGUUCCUCUUCGAAGGCGUAUAGGCGAACGGCGCAUGUAUCUACCUGUAUUCUGGUUUUUUUGUAAGGGUAUGUGAGGAAGAGAGGGAUUGCAUUGUGUCUAGAGAUGAGAGCCAACGAGCUUAUGAGGCGUCUCAUCUCAGGUGAGCUAACUAACUAUAGAGUAGUAUGUACUAGUUCAGAACUGUUACAUUAUUGAUCGGGUUUCAGAAUUGCUGCUCUCUU
This is a messenger RNA of Macroventuria anomochaeta, 1276 nucleotides long. RefSeq lists its product as uncharacterized. The transcript has a single exon. The record is from RefSeq and is a predicted model, not a curated record. Lineage: Eukaryota; Fungi; Ascomycota; Dothideomycetes; Pleosporales; Didymellaceae. Bases 288 to 1004 code for a protein of 238 amino acids.